AUGGAACUCACUUGGCUUCCGGAUAUCCCUCAGUCGCGGAGUCGCACUCGAGCCUUGCGAGCUUGUCCCGCAUGCCAACGAUCAAAGAAACGGUGCCGACAUUUGAUCCCCAAAUGGGAGCCCUCCAAUGAUCACAAUAAACGAUUGCCGCCCCAAUUGAACGACGACCCUGAGAGGCCCAUUCACAGAGAUAGCUCGGAUCGCGAACAGCUUCCUGCAUCCGCGCACAUAGACCAAGCCUGGACAACAUCCAAUGGUCCAGCUUCAUUAUCGGUCCCUGUCACCGAGCGAUUCGUUGGCGAUCUCAAUCCAGAAUCCCUGAUUCGUGAAAGAUUAAAUGAGCCGACUGGGAGCCCUCUCCGGGAUCGUAUCGGGCUCUGGAUCAGCUCCCCAGCUGCGCAGAAAGCUAAGCCUCAGAGCGAUCAGAGAGGACAAGCCACAGCGGAAGAAUAUGCAGGUAAUCACCCGGCGCAAAGGCCAAUCGAUAACCAAGCCAUUGCAUCGUUGCUUCAUCAACGGUUUGCCGCGGGAAUGCAGGCAUGCGAACAACUACCCCUCGCGACGCGCCAGGCUUUGUCCGCUAUCUACUUCUCCAAAGUUAAUCACAUUAUGCCAAUAGUCGACCAAGAACUUUUCCAAGCCCAAGGAGAAGAUUCGGCUUCGGUGUUUCUUGAAAAAGCCAUAUGCCUCGCCGCAGCAAAGACCCGCGCUGCCAAUCCCUACUUACGCCUUGUGGCAGGCGGCCCAAUCCUAUCGUCACGCGAAUUCUGUUCUGAGAUUUACAGGGGACUGGUUGUCGCUAUGGAUGCAGAGCUAGAACCCGAUCGGUUGACACGGAUCCGCAUUCUUGCACUGAUGUCCUUGCACUGUGAGGGCCUUGAAGGGGCUGAGGCAGCAUCUCUACACCUCUGUCAAGCCAUCCACCAGGCCCAGACGGUAGGAUUGCAUCUCGGCCGGCCGAAUCAAACCUCCGUGGAUUCCCUGACUAGACUCUUCUGGUGUCUAUGGACAUUGGACAAGAUGCAUGCAAGUAUCGGUGGCCGGCCGGUUCUUCUAGCUGAUCGCGAUAUCGGGGUCGUGAAACCUGAUGUCAGCGCUCGGACGUCACGGGGGGCUUUUGAGGUGUGGCUUGCGGUGUCAGAUCUGCUCGCGACUGUGAUAUCGUUCUACCGACCCUCUGCGGAAACCACAAGCGGGUGGGAAGAGGGCUUCCCUGCAUUUGAGGAUAUUGUGGGGGAAGAUACCCAAGAUGAUCUGGAUUUUGCUACUCUAGGCUUCUUGGAGCUCUAUUAUCAUUCUGUUGCUAUUUUGUCCUGUCGAUAUAAACCCACCGAGAACAUCGAUCACACCAGGCUCUCGUCUAUCAGACAAGGACUAGCAGCUGUUCGUAUUCACUCCAUCGUCGCAUCGGAGUGUGCAGAUGACCUACCACCUCUUCCAAUCGUGCCAUACUCUGUCACCUUGUCUAUGGGUGUCUCAUACCGACAACUCCGCUCGAGCAAACUUAUCACGCACCUCGACCGAGCGAAAGCUAGUCUCGAGGCGUGCCGCUCUGUUCUAGAAAACCUUAGUCCAUACUGGUAUUCCGCCGAGGCGAUGGCCCGGCUGGGCCAAAAAGCCCUGCACCAGAUUCAAGGCAAGCCACAAUCCUCUCGGACAAACCCUAUGAGUCCACAACAUGUGGCAGAGUCAUCGCGCAAAAGGAUGAACACCCACAGCUCCGUAUCAGAGCGGUCAGGGAUGAUUAAUUCCGCACUCCAAGGCAAUGACUCCCCCCGAGCCAAGAGGCAGCGCAAUAACAGCCAUGGAAUCUCACCUGUAUCUCCGGCGCCGGAAAUCGCAAUGGACAUCCUCCAAGCUCCGGUGGGCGAUCUGGAUACAUCUAUGCAAGAAGGGUUUGCAGACAUCGACACACUGUUUGGAGAGUUCCUAGAUAUCUCUCUACCCACCCAUUUCUGGGAUCCUAUUUUUAUGGAGACUCAAGGGCAAACGAAUGAUCCGCACUCAUAA
Messenger RNA from Penicillium egyptiacum, 2010 nucleotides. The record is from the annotation of a GenBank genome assembly. Lineage: Eukaryota; Fungi; Ascomycota; Eurotiomycetes; Eurotiales; Aspergillaceae.